Messenger RNA from Lachnellula hyalina, 3165 nucleotides. It is a transcript of the gene mug122, whose product is annotated as Meiotically up-regulated protein. Bases 1 to 3165 code for a protein of 1054 amino acids. Gene Ontology annotation, molecular function: phosphatidylinositol binding. The transcript has a single exon. NCBI's taxonomy places the organism in Eukaryota, Fungi, Ascomycota, Leotiomycetes, Helotiales, Lachnaceae. The record is from RefSeq and is a predicted model, not a curated record. Gene Ontology annotation, cellular component: intracellular membrane-bounded organelle.
AUGAACGGAACAGGCGGAGACUCGAAGCAGGGCGACGGCCUGGCUGUCGCCAAAGAGCCCAAGCCUGUAAUAAAACAUCCUUGCGCAUCAACGAGGGAAGACGACCUGACUACGAAGGCAUUGCGCUUUCUAUCUACAGCCUCCGUGGAAACACUGGGUGGAAUUGCCGUUAGUCUUGCGGCUUGUACAUAUCUCGUCCUGGGAAGACUGGGGUUGGUUUUGAUCGGAAUUCUGGGAGGAGUGGUGUUGCAUGCAACAUGGGAGGGCCAGAGCUCUUUGGCUGGUACGGUUGAGGAUGCGCGGAGAGAAAAGGGGAUGGACAUAGUCAAACGGAUUCUGGAUCUGAGGGAGGGCAAGGACCAAGAUGUGGAAGAAGAUAUCGAGGACCAGAUUAAAGUGGCUAGCUUUGAAGGUUUCCAACCAGAAACUAGAGCAGCUCUCAAUGAUCUUAUCGAAGCUGUUUUACAGAACUAUGUAAAGUGGUGGUACAGUCCCAUUCUUCCAAAAGACGAGUCUUUCCCAGCAGCAACCCGCCAGACUCUCACGAGAUUCAUCCUGUCGGUUUCCCACCAUCUUUCCCGAAAGCGUCCCGCAGAUACGUUCCUCGACUUCCUCACCAAUUCCUCCUCGAUUGUCAUAGUUUUCCUCAAUGAAUUAUCAAGCGCCAUGUCUGCAACACAAGGAAUGGGUAUGCCAGCAACUGAAGCUGUAUAUACAUACUUGUCUUCAAAUCCCGACUCGAACCUUGCAAAUGUCCUCAACGAGAAGCAGCAGAUGAAAAAGUUCAAAAUGAUUGCUGAAGAUAUACUGCAAAACUUCCUGGAGAAGUCAGCCUAUGAUUGUGAUCCAGCAAGGAUCUUCUUGAGAGAGAUUCUAGGAGGUGUUGUGCUGGAUAUGACAUUAAAAAGUUGUUCAAAACCGGAAUGGAUAAAUGGAUGGAUUGUAUAUCUUCUAGAAGAUGGCGAGCCGGAUUUUAACCAAGCCAUAGAUGCAGGUAUGGGUAAUGGGCUAGAGACUGGGAGUCCAUUUCAUGAUAUAGAUGGUAAUGUGGGCAAUAUUGGGUUGGCAAAACCCCUCAAGUCGCAGAUCGAGAAGCAAAACCAGGAGUCUAAGCGACACAAGAAACGUUUGAGCAGGGCAGAGGAGGCAAUGGAGGAGGCAAUGGAAGAAGCAAAGAGGCUCUCCCAGCUUAUUGCAGAAGAGGACGCAAAGAAAACUCAAAGCACCUCACAACCAUUAAACGACGGUCCCAAGACUUUAAUGGAUGCCGUGGAAGAGAACGCUCAUGAACUGGACUUGAAGACGACUGAGUUGACCGGCAAUACACCAACGCAGUCUCAUACCAAAGAGCUACCUACCACCGAAAAUCGCAGUAAUCGUCCCGAAACUCCUAUUUCUCCCAAGCCUACUGCGUCUAGUUCAUCGUUACCAUCGCAGACAGGGUCUUCCUUCACCAGCUUCGACCAGAUUGUCCCACAACACCUUCCCCUUGCGCUUCAAGAGGGCUCGCCACGUUCUCGAAGAAAAACGGUGUCCUUGACACUUCACAAUGCGAAUAUCAUCAUUCAUGAUGACUCAACGCCAUCCGACAAGGGCAAGAUUCGCACAAAGCCCAUGGGAGAUUACCUUGUUCAAAUUGAGCCUGUAUCCUCCCAUCAUCCCGGGUGGAUGAUUGUCCGAAGAUACCCUGAUUUUGAGAUUCUUCAUGAGGUUCUACGACGAAUUGCACAGGUUUCAGGUGUUACAGCAUUCACAGAACAGCACUCGACAUUACCUAAUUGGAAAGAGCAUACAAAGCCGUCAUUGCGAGGCGAACUUGAACGAUAUUUACGUGAUGCCUGUUGGUAUCAGCCUCUCGCUGAAAGUGAAGGAAUGAAGAGAUUCUUAGAGAAAGACCAAGGUCACACGAUGUCUGGUUCAAGCUCGAAGAAUGGGAAUGGCUUCCCCGGGAUUGGCUGGCCAACCCCUUCAGCUUUUGAGACGAUGGGUAAGGGGAUGCUGGAUGUACUUGCGAGCGCGCCCAAAGGAGUCGCUGAAGGUGGGAAAGUCAUUGGUGGUGGCAUCACUGGAGUCUUUUCCAACAUUGGAAAUCUGGGCCAGAAGAAAGCAAAUGGCACACCUGUGAGCUCGACAAAUGUAGGAGUCCACACUGCAGCUCGAGCGUCAACAUCGACGUUACCUAGAAUGGACAGUCAAAUUUCUCUUAGUGGUUCACGAAAGGGAAGAGCGAGUGAAGACAGUUUGCGAGUAUCGCCGAUUAUUCACACUCAACCAUCCAAAAUACCACCUAUGGAACGAAGGCCAAGUAGCAAUUCGAUUGCUGAGGAUACAAAUGAAAACGAGCCUCGUGUGUCAUCUGCGAGGUCGUCAAUGAGUGGACGACGAAGCACAAACCAUAGUCGAGAUCCAAGCAGAGCGCCUUCGAGAACUACUCCCCUAUCAUCUCCCACACAAGAAAACAUUCCAAGGAGAAUCGAUGAGAUCAAAUUGCCACCCCCGCCAAGUGAUAUUGCCGAUGAUUAUGGUGUGCCAAUCGAAGAAUCUUCUGCAACAGCUCGGACAUCCACAAGUACUGCGCCCUCUCCAGGCCGACCAUCGCUUUCCACGCCUAGGAGGCUCUCCGUGCCUGUGGUUCAGACUCCUGCUCGCAAGAUCCGCAAAGAGCCUGCCCCUCUUUCGGAAGCGGAAACUCGAGUCGCUGUCGAACUCCUCUUCGCCGUCAUCAACGAGCUCUAUACACUGUCUUCGGCAUGGAAUAUCCGCCGCACACUACUCUCUGCAGCAAAGACAUUCCUCCUACGACCCAAUAAUCCUUCCUUGAACUCGAUUCAGUCUCUCAUUCAAGACUCGGUCAUAGCUUCGAACACUACGGACGCGGGUAUUGCGGCACAACUUCGAAAACUUCGAGAGAACACAAUGCCUACAGAAGAAGAAUUGAAGGCUUGGCCCGCAGAGAUGUCCAUGGAAGAGAAGGAGAGAUUGCGAAUCAAGGCUAGAAGGCUACUCGUUGAGCGAGGUGUGCCAGCCGCCUUGACGGGUGUAAUGGGGCAAGCCGCAACGGGCGAAGCAAUGGGACGGGUCUUCGACUGCCUACAGAUCGAGGAAGUGGCGCGAGGUUUGAUAUUUGGGUUGCUAUUACAAUGUGUUCGGGCAGUGACACAUUAG